Hyaloscypha bicolor E is the source of this 2045-nucleotide messenger RNA. Its product is annotated as GMC oxidoreductase. Gene Ontology annotation, molecular function: oxidoreductase activity, acting on CH-OH group of donors; flavin adenine dinucleotide binding. The transcript has 3 exons. Lineage: Eukaryota; Fungi; Ascomycota; Leotiomycetes; Helotiales; Hyaloscyphaceae. The record is from RefSeq and is a predicted model, not a curated record. The coding region runs from base 12 to 2045 and encodes 677 amino acids.
GUUGGGUCACGAUGCUCAUCGCAUGUACGCUGGGCAUUUUGACCAAUCUGGCGUGUCUUGUUUUAGCAUCUGCUGUCCCGAGAUAUUCCGAACAAGACUCCUAUAAAAAUUCCUUCGGGCAACAGAAAGGACAGUCAAAGCCAACUUGGCUUGAAGACUAUGAGUAUGUGAUUAUUGGCUCAGGACCUGGGGGUGGACCUCUGGCUGCAAGACUUGCCAUCGCCGGUUUCAAGGUGCUUUUGAUUGAUGCGGGAGAUGAUCAGGGCUCAAGUUACCAAGAACAAGUUCCAGCGUUGCAGUUGCAGUCUACAGAGUACGGACCGAUGAAAUGGGACUACUUCGUCAGCCACUAUACAGAUCAAGCUCGACAAGAAAAGGAUUCUAAGAUGACAUGGAAGACACCUUCAGGAAGUCUCUUUGUCGGAACAUCAGCACCGCCUGGUUCAACCCCACUUGGAAUUCUUUACCCUCGAUCUGGAACCCUUGGUGGUUGCUCGGCUCACAACGCCUUGAUUACUAUAUAUCCUCACGAGAGCGACUGGGAAAACAUAAUGACCGUGACAGGGGACACUUCCUGGGCACCUGCGAACAUGAGAAAGUAUUUCCAAAGAUUGGAGCGCAAUGGAUACCUCCCCAGCAGUAUUGUUGGGCACGGUUACAGCGGCUGGCUUGGGACAUCAUUGACAUCCCUUGCCUUGGUAAUUGAAGACCAGAAACUCCUGUCACUCGUUGUCUCGGCUGCAACAGCUAUGGGAAAGGGACUUCUUGGACUUCUGGUAGAAACUGUUGUUGGGUUGGGGCAAGUGUUACUCCGCGACAUCAAUGCUCCAGGGCAGCCAGAGAAAGAAGGCCUAUACCAAGUUCCACUAGCAAUGUGGAACUCGACUCGCAAUGGCCCUCGAAAUUUCGUCCUGGAUACCGCAAAUGCUGUCAAUACCGAUGGGUUAAGGAAAUACAAGCUUGAUGUUCGCCUCAACACGCUAGUGACAAACUUAAGGUUCGUUCAAAACGGCACAACUCCGAAAGUUGCUGGUGUCGACUUUUUGGAGGGCGUAAGUCUGUAUCGGGCAGACCUUCGAUCUGGGUCAGCAUCACCUACCGGUUCUGGGAGCGUCAACGCGACACGAGAGGUCAUUAUUUCAGCGGGCGCUUUCAACACGCCUCAACUUCUGAAGUUGAGCGGGAUUGGUCCGGCACAAGAGCUGAGGAAAUUCAACAUUCCCGUAGUGGUCGACCUCCCGGGAGUAGGCACGAAUUUGCAGGACAGAUACGAAACGACAGUUGUCGGCAAAACCCAAACAGAUUUUGUCAUCACUUCAAAAUGUACCUUCUUACGCACGAUGCCCGACCCUUGUCUCACACAAUGGAUACAUGGAAUCGAUCAAAUUACCAAGGGAACGUACGCUACCAACGGAGUUGCCAUUGCCGUUGUCAAAAAGUCGUCAGUCGCAGAUGGUGACCCUGAUCUUCUCAUCUCAGGCGCACCAGCAUACUUCUCCGGCUAUUACCCAGGAUACUCAAAUAUUGCGCUGAAAGAUGCUCGGCACUGGGCAUGGAUCACGCUCAAAGCCCACAGUCGCAACAGUGCCGGCACAGUACAACUACGAUCUGCCGACCCACGGGACACACCAAUCAUCCACUUCAACUCGUUCGACACAGGAGUGACCACAGGUGGCGCUGACGAGAAGGAUUUGCAAGCAGUAUAUGAAGCUAUGGAGUACUCGCGUCAAGCUUUCAGGGACCUUAUUCCACUAGACGGAUCGUUUACUGAAGUUUGGCCGGGACCAAAUGUGACGACUGAGGCUGAAAUGAAGACGUUCAUCAAAGAUGAAGCUUGGGGUCACCAUGCGAGUUGCACAUGUCCAAUUGGGGCAGAUGGUGACCCAAUGGCCGUUUUGGACUCAAGGUUCAGGGUCAGAGGAGUGCAGAGUCUGAGGGUUGUUGAUGCCAGCGUGUUUCCGAAGAUUCCUGGAUUUUACAUUGCAUUGCCUAUCUAUAUGAUCAGUGAGAAGGCUGCAGAUGUCAUCAUACAGGAUGCAGCGUGA